AUGUUUUCGCCAGUCUCCUCGUUGUUGACAAAGCUCUGGCGAUGAUGCGUCUCUCGCUUCCUGAAAGAGAAAAUGAUGCUGGACUUCCGGGAUGCUGAGCAGUACCAGUGAUGCUGUAAAUAUGAGGGGGGAGGACCAGAGGGCUCUGAGCAAUUUUUUUUAUUUACUCGGUGUCAAUGCGAUCAAUGGCCUCAAAGACACCAGUUGGGUUUAUUGGUCUGGGAAACAUGGGCAGUCCCAUGGCCAAAAACCUGUUAAAAAAUGGUUAUCCUGUCAUUGCUACCGAUGUCUUCCCUCAAUCUUGCAAGGAGCUGCAGGACAUUGGUGCCCAGGUCGUGGACUCUCCGGCAGAGGUUGCAGAGAAAGCAGACCGCAUCAUCACAAUGUUACCUUCUAGUCCCAACGUCAUAGAAGUCUACACAGGUCCAAAUGGCAUCCUCAAGAAAGUGAAGAAGGGGACGUUGUUAAUUGACUCCUCCACAAUUGAUCCUGCUGUCUCCAGAGAAAUGGCAGUUGCUGCAGAGAAGAAGGGUGCUGUGUUCAUGGAUGCCCCAGUGUCAGGAGGUGUUGGGGCUGCCAGCAUGGCCAAACUGACUUUCAUGGUAGGCGGAGUGGUUGAGGAGUACAAUGCAGCGAAGGAGCUGCUCACCUGCAUGGGAGCCAAUGUUAUCUACUGUGGACAGGUCGGCACUGGACAGGCAGCUAAAAUCUGCAACAAUAUGCUGCUGGCAAUUGGGAUGAUUGGGACCGCAGAGACCAUGAACCUUGGUAUCAGACUGGGUUUAGAUCCCAAGCUGUUGGCAAAAAUCCUAAAUAUGUCCUCAGGGUGUUGCUGGUCCAGCGACAAGUACAACCCCGUCCCUGGAGUAAUGGACGGAGUCCCCUCUGCCAACAACUACCAGGGUGGCUUUGGAACCACAUUAAUGGCUAAGGAUCUUGGUUUGGCACAAAACACUGCCACCAACACUAAGACACCCAUCCCUCUGGGUUCCCUCGCCCACCAGAUCUACCGAGUCAUGUGCUCUCGUGGCUACGCUAAUAAGGAUUUCUCAUCUGUGUUCCAGUUUCUCCGUGAGGAGGAAGGACAAUGAAUGGAAGAGCACAGCUGACUCUGCUGUUACAAUGCACACAAACACACAUAAGAUGCACACACACACACACACACACCCCUGUGCCCCUUAUCCCACUAUGCUCAGGAGAUACUAGGGCCUUGCACUCAAUCACAGAUUUGCGGCCCAGUUUGCAUAACAUUUCAACCCAUGUCCCCUCAUUACAUUAGCUGAACCAUAUUUUCAAUUUAUGCUCCUCUGUCUACAUGGAGGAAAUCAUAAAACUGACUCUGAUCAGGUUUACAUGUAACAUUGAAAACAAUAUGUGGUUUUCAGGGUGAUAAGUGAUAACUACAUUAUGUAGAAGUUUAAUUCUGUUUUUAUGUUUGGUUAGUUCCUUUUUUCUUUUGCAGGGGGAUUUGUGCUGUUUGCGUGUUACCCUGUUACCCAGAUUACCUCAGCCUGUUUAUAUUAAACUACAGAGGUCAGAAGAAACAGUAAGGAUUCACAUAAUGAUGGAAAUGUAAUUCUCAGAGAAUGCAGAGGUUGCUUCAUACUUACAGUGCCCACAUACCAGUACUACACCUAAGGUUACAAAAUGUACCCACCUUUUUGGCUCACUAUUUGCUGAGUUUGUUACAUUUUUUUUGUUUGUUUUUUGACUGGAAGUUGGUACCAUUCGGUCUUCCUGUCAGCACACAUACUUUCAUUUCCUCAUUUCAUUACUCAGUAGUUAAUUAAUAAUUUUUUUUUGUUUUUACCUCAUGAGUACUUUAAAGGUACAGUAAUUUUGCUUCUGUGCUACACCAUUUAAGUAUUUACUCAGUUUAUUGACAGGUUCUGCUCUACUGUACUGUGAAAUAAAUAUCUGGAUAUUUUUGCACCAUGUGCAUCGCAGUGCGACGUGCUGGGCCGUUUUGAUAGUUACAGAACCUCUUUGAACUUCUUUUCUCUACUGUCUAUCUGCUUAUUGAGCCACUGAAGUAUUAUUUUGUGACCAAUGCUGUUUAAACGUUUUCUAAUCACUACAAAAUAUGCUGUCAAGCACCUUCUUAAGUUCAUGUUUCUCCUCUGUCGCUCCUUCUAUGCGUGUAUGACAAUCUGUGUAAAGUCAGAGAGGAAUGGUUCCUCCCUGCUGUAUGUAUGUUUCAUAUUAUUAUGUAGCAAUGAAGAGGAAUCUAAAUUUACUCUCACUUUUUUUUUUUUUUUUUUGGGUAGUAAAGUUCAUGAAUAGUCUGCAGUUU
Archocentrus centrarchus (flier cichlid) is the source of this 2293-nucleotide messenger RNA. RefSeq names its product 3-hydroxyisobutyrate dehydrogenase a (gene hibadha). Gene Ontology annotation, cellular component: mitochondrion. Gene Ontology annotation, biological process: L-valine catabolic process. NCBI's taxonomy places the organism in Eukaryota, Metazoa, Chordata, Actinopteri, Cichliformes, Cichlidae. The record is from RefSeq and is a predicted model, not a curated record. Bases 177 to 1091 code for a protein of 304 amino acids. Gene Ontology annotation, molecular function: NAD binding; NADP binding; 3-hydroxyisobutyrate dehydrogenase activity. The transcript has 8 exons.